AUGUCAGCUGGCACACCAACAUCGCCAGGCUUUCCGCUAGGAUAUGCUGUAGGAUCUAGUGCAGCUGCUUCCAUGGUAGCUUCUAGUCCCCGAGCUGCUGCUGCUGCUGUCGCCGCCGCUUCACUGGCCUCGAGACCAGGCUCGAACAUCGGCUCUCGUCCCGGCACCCCUUCUUCUGCAGGACUGGCCAAUAUGGGCAGCAUGGGAGGCAUCAGCGUCGACGAAGUCCGCAAAUGGACGCAGGCAGAGGUCGCUGCUUGGCUGCACAGCCUUCGUUUGGGCGCUCAUGCCACGACUUUUGCCAAACAUGACAUCCUGGGUUCAGUACUGCUGGAUGUGGAUCAAGGCUCCUUGAAGGAGAUGGGCAUCACUGCGGUCGGGGACCGGAUUCGAGUAUUCACAGCGAUCAAGAACUUGAGAAAAAGGUGCGCAGAAACGGCAGCUAUGAACACGCUGUCGCGUGUCGUGCCUCCUCCAAGAGCUGUCAAUGCGACAGACAGCGAGAUGGAGUACCUGCACGACGUGUCCACCCACUCGACGAUCCACGACUACGAUGCGGCUGGUCUUGGUGGUCGUAGAUCGCAGCUUGUCAGGCCGCCGCCUUUGCACCUUUCCCAGUCGUCGGCCCAAGACAUGCCGAUCACGCCCACAGCUCCGUCCCCUUCGGGAAGUCUGAGCAACGGCCAAGGCCUCGGACUCAAGGAAAUGAGAGGCCUUGCCCAGCAAGCAGGGCAAGGGCGCACUCUCAAUGGAUCCAUCGUCUCCCGCAGCCCCGUAGGGCUUCACAAACCAUUGCCGGACGUGCGCGACGAGUCUUUGUUGGGUCAUCGUAAGAUGAGUUCUAAUGGUGGCGUAGCUGGUCUGUUGGGUGCUCAGAACCCUCGUGCAGCAUAUGGCUAUGGCCCUUCGGGUGGCAUGCGCCCGAGCACUGCGACAGGCUCUAGCUACGCUGCGAGUGCGGGCUCUCGUGCAGGACAUGGUCUCACCCCCGGCUCUUCAAGCAGCCCGACGAGCGCGACCUUCGGGGUCAGCCGGCCCUCCACCGCAGACACUGUUCGCAUACACCAUGGAUCAGCAGCCAGCAACCUGGCCAACAAUCCAUUAACGCCCAUCACCGAGAUGUCCAGAGACUCUCCCACGACACCUCUGUACAGCGCUACAUCGGUUGCGAGUGUCAAUCGCAGCGAGAGGGGCUACGCCGUCGGUCAUGGACCGUUUGCGGCAUCCGCAUCAGGACGCCCAAUCACACCUCGGGUCAUCGACGCUUCAUCUGCAGCUUCGAACGCUUCUUAUGGCGCUCAGGCGUCCCUGGAAGAUUUGAAGCGGCAGAUCAUCAAAUUCAUAGGGGAAGACGGCACCACCCGCACCGUCAACGUGUCGGACUGCCGGGAUGCUUACGAUGUGCUGGCGCGUGUACUCAAGAAGUUUGGAAAGAGCGUAGUGGGAAACAGCUAUACUCCGACCGCUGGUCAGACUCUAUCUGUGGAGGAUCACGAGUACGAUGAUGGCGAGACUUGGGGCAUCUUUGCAACUAGCGGCGAAGGCAAGACAAAGUCCUUGACGGACAAUGAGCUGUUAGCUAUUUGUCAUGCCCCUCAGCCGCACGACCCCUUGCGCGAGAGGGGAUUGACGCUUCGCAGGCUGGGUCCCAAGCAUGAUCACGGAGGCAAGGGCACUGCGUCGGCGCCCCGCCGCAACAAGCUCGAAUCGUUCUUUGGAGAAAGAAUGCCUGGUCAUGCGGGCGGUAAUCCUGGCGAGGGCGAUCAUAUGGAGGCGCAUACAUACGUCCCGCCCACAGGAAAGAAAGUCAACCGCGCCAGUACGGUCAGCAUCAUGUCUGGUCUGGGCGUGGUCGCAAAGGGUAGCAAACCACCAACGGCUUGGGGCGCAACGCCUCCAUUACCCGGCAGACCAGAGCUUCCAAAUCGAUCGCCUACCUCUGUCAUCCCUCGAAAGGCGCGCAACUUCUUCGGCCAGAGACCGCCUUCGGAAUUGAUCAGUUCUCACUUGACGGAUUACUUUCCUCAAGCCGAGAAGCGCGUGUUGGAGCGCACAGCCAGGCGCUCUAUAUACGGAAGACCAUCCGCAAGCGUCCGAUCCAAGCGAGACAGCACGUGGAGCUUCACCGCUGAUGCGGAUGCCCCACCUCUUCCCGGCAAGGAGAGCUUCGAGAGCAGACACAAUCCCCCUUCGAUCUACAUCGGUACGCCCGAGGACUCCGAUGAUGGGCACACCUCAAGCAGCGCUUCGCAGCAUCAACCUCCGCCUGCGCCGAAGCAGGCGUCGAAGCCCCCCACCCUACCGCCCGUCAUUGGUCGUUCUUCGCUGGACGAUUGGUCCAAAAGCUUGCAGACUGUGGGCUCGCCCGUUGAAGAAUCGCCUCCGACUUUGACGCCCUUGCCCAAAGCAGGCAGACCGCUAUCCCAACGGCGCGCCUCUGGCGAAAGUGCUCGCAGCAGUCGCAAGAGCCUCGCGACGCAGCUGCGCGCUGCCAGAGGUAUCAGCAGCUCAGGAACGUCGAACUUGAGCGGGCAAGACCGCAGCGAUGCUGCAAGCAUGCUGACGGUGGAUGAAAUCACGCAGCAAGUCGAAGACAGACGCGCUAGCAUGCACCUUGCAGGAGCUGGAGGCGGUUGGGUGGUGGAUGAAGAUGGUGUACCUAUUCCAGUGCGCAAUGCUGGUCGGAAAGCAGGAUCCAUCAUUGGCAGCACGCGUCCUCAGAGUACGCUGAGCGUCAGCGUCAGCGGUGAAGACGCAGAAGAUGCAGACGAGGCAGAGGAGGAAGAACAGGCUUCGGGGCCCGGACGCAGCAGUUCGCGCAUGUCGGUGCCGGGCGAAGAGACCGACCACCAUGCUGGAGAUCCCAUGGCCGUCACCCGUAGCGCGACGAGCCGCGCGAGCAGCGUAAGCGAAUUGCAACACGACAUGGCAGAUGAUGGGGAAGAAGACGAAGAGCUGUCGGAGGAUGAGAUGGUGGAUGAGGAAGACGAGGAUCUGAGCGGCGAAGAGGAGGACGAAGAGCAAGGCAUCUUCCACUCUGCGGUGCCCGGCAAGGACCCCAUCAAAUGGAUCAAAGGAGCUCUGAUCGGUGCUGGAUCAUUUGGAAACGUCUUCCUGGGCAUGAACGCAAAGAAUGGACUGCUCAUGGCUGUCAAACAGGUCGAGCUUCCUUCUGGUGACUCGAAGACGGAUCAGCGCAAGAAGAGUAUGCUCGAAGCGCUGGAGCGCGAAAUCGAGUUGCUGAAGACCAUGCAACACGAGAAUAUUGUGCAGUACUUGGACUCGUCCGCGGAUAGCACGCACCUCAACAUUUUCCUCGAGUACGUUCCCGGCGGCUCUGUCGUCGCUCUUCUCCGCAAUUAUGGCGCUUUCGAAGAGCUGCUGGUGCGCAAUUUUGUAAGGCAAAUCUUGCAAGGUCUGAGCUACUUGCAUGCUCGCGAGAUUGUACAUCGCGAUAUCAAGGGCGCCAAUAUUCUGGUCGAUAACAAGAGCUGCGUCAAAAUUUCCGACUUUGGCAUCAGCAAAAAGGUGGAGAGCGACCUUCUCGUUAGUGCCAGGGCACACCGACCAUCUCUGCAAGGCAGCGUGUUUUGGAUGGCUCCCGAAGUCGUCAAGCAGACCUCCUAUACUCGCAAAGCCGACAUUUGGAGCUUGGGUUGUCUGGUCGUGGAGAUGAUCAGCGGGACACAUCCAUGGGCCAAUCUGAACCAGAUGCAAGCGCUCUUCAAGAUUGGAUCUUUUGCCAAGCCAACUUUGCCCGAUGACGUAUCGCAAGAUUGCAUCAACUUUUUGAACGCCACCUUUGAGCUGGAUCACAACAAGCGUCCGUCUGCUGACGAGCUUUUGCAGCAUCCCUUUAUCGUUGGAGAGUACACUGGUCCUGCAAACGCGAGCGGCAGCAGUGCGGACGAUCCAAAUUCUGCAAGCUCCAUCAAGGCUGCUUCAUCGGGUGCCGCGACGGUCUCUAGCGCUACGGGAGCCGGCAAUACUGUCAAGGCCAAGAAACAAUCUGCUGCGGCUGCUCGAAGAGCUCGGGAUGCUGUACAAGCACCUGUCCAGGACUCUGCAGACACCUUCUCAUGA
Ceraceosorus guamensis is the source of this 4083-nucleotide messenger RNA. RefSeq names its product Pkinase-domain-containing protein. The record is from RefSeq and is a predicted model, not a curated record. Gene Ontology annotation, biological process: protein phosphorylation. Gene Ontology annotation, molecular function: protein binding; ATP binding; protein kinase activity. Lineage: Eukaryota; Fungi; Basidiomycota; Exobasidiomycetes; Ceraceosorales; Ceraceosoraceae. The transcript is spliced from 6 exons. The coding region runs from base 1 to 4083 and encodes 1360 amino acids.